Molecule: messenger RNA, 4241 nt
Organism: Capra hircus (goat)
Lineage: Eukaryota; Metazoa; Chordata; Mammalia; Artiodactyla; Bovidae
Gene: NUDT7
Product: nudix hydrolase 7
Exons: 4
Coding region: 81-797 (238 amino acids)
Biological process (GO): nucleoside diphosphate metabolic process; coenzyme A catabolic process
Molecular function (GO): coenzyme A diphosphatase activity; acetyl-CoA hydrolase activity; manganese ion binding
Source: RefSeq, a predicted model, not a curated record
CCCGGAGCUGCUCUGCGCAUGCUCGUCCGGCAGAGUUCCUUGGGAGGCGUUGCUGGCAAGAAGCGAACUUUCCCGGGGCGAUGUCGCGACCCGGCCCUCCCCAGGAACCAGUCAGAAACAGCUUGAUCGAUGACGCUAAGGCCCGCUUAAAAAAGCAUGACUCUGGGACCAAAUAUUCUCACUGUUCAUCUAACAAAUUUUCGAUCCUUCUACCAUUGUUGGCUAAAGAUGGGAAACUUUACCUGUUGUUCACCCUCCGGUCAGAGAAGCUGAGAAGGUCACCCGGAGAGGUCUGCUUUCCUGGAGGUAAGUGCGAACCUACGGACGCGGACGACGUGGCCACGGCUCUCCGGGAAGCCCAGGAGGAAGUGGGGCUGCGUCCUCAUCAAGUGGAGGUGGUCUGCUGCCUGAUGCCACUGCCAUUUGAUAAGGAUAUGUGGAUAACUCCAGUUGUAGGAUUUAUAGACUCCGACUUUGAGGCCAGACCUAACCCGGAUGAAGUUAAGAACGUGUUCCUGGUGCCUCUGGAAUACUUCCUGCGUCCCCAUGUGUACCAUCAGAGUCACCUGACACGCCGCGGUCGUCGUGUUAUUAUUCACUGCUUUGAGUACACGGACCCUGAACAUGGUGUGACAUACUGCAUCCGGGGACUGACUGCAAGAUGUGCCGUGUUUAUCGCCUUAGUGGUUUUGGGGGAAAAACCCUCCUUUGAGGUUGACUUUAAUCUCAGCGAUUUGAUUCCACCCUCUGAAGAGUCCUUCCUGAAGCCUCCAAAACAUGCUCUGAGCAAGUUAUGAUUUAUGAGACCAACACCCAAAUGACUCUCUGAGCAGUGUUCUUGUGGGCUUAGCCAUGGAACAAUGAUUCGACCAGCUGUUGGAAUUUGACAGGUGUGAAUAUUUUUACUACAACUUGAAGGUAAAAAAACCUUGCCUUUUCCCCAGUUUUCCUCUACUGUCUGAAAAAGCAAGUCUUUCCAAAGUAGAAAAAUGUGUUUAUACUAUUGCAUAGUUUCACCCCCAAUCUGUGUAACAAUACUUUUCUUACGUGUGUAAGGAAAGUGGUCCAGUGGCUAAGACUCUGAGCUUCCAAAGCAGGGGGCCUGAGUUCAGUCCCUGGGCAGAGAACUAGAUCCUAUAUGCUGCAACUAAGACCCAGCACAGCCAAAUAAAUAAAAUCAAUAUUUUAAAAAUAUCUGUUGAGUGUAUGACCAUGUGGCAUUGAUCUUGUUUGUACGAGGCAACCUCACUCUCUCUGUUACAUGUGACAGAAACUCUUGACCAGCCAUCAGAACACACCCUCCUUCUCCUUGGCUAUAGAGUUGAAGCUGAGCCCAUAGCUCCCCAGGCAGAACCAGCAUUGACUAAGUUCCAGUGCAGUUAAAUGUAGCUCUGAAAUUGAAUUUAGGCCAAUGGGAUGUGAAAUCGUUCUUGCUGGUCAUCUCCAAUUUCAAUUUAAGAGAUAAACCAAACUCCCUCAAUUGCCUUUUCCAUGAUUUAUCUGCAACCCAGCCUUGACUUUACAGAUAAGACAAUUCCUGCAGGAAAGUCAGAGCUAAAAGAUGUAAGAGCUUGGAUCUCUGAAAGACUGGAGCAAAGCAACCCGCCAUCCUGGGCUAUUCCUGUGGGACUGUUACAUGGGAGAAAAAGAAAACUCUGUCAUUUCUGAGACUGUAAUUGGGGUCAUUUUGUUACAGCGGAGCUAUAGCCUGAAUGAUACACCAUAACACUUGAAAACGCUUGGAUGGAUAUUCACCCAAACUUUAGGUGUUGCCAGUAAUUAGAACUCAAAAUGAUCCGACAUUUCACAUACGGUUCCCGGGACAUGCACACGAUGACUUUGGGUGUUGGUGGGGUUUGACGGUCAUGAUCCAAAAUAGCUGAGAGAAUAUGAGAGGCCGACAAUCAGGGCAGAUUAUCUGCCUUAAUAGGAUAGCAGAAAAACACUCAUUUCAAGGACAACCCUCAAAUAAGAAGUCAGAGAGACAUAUAUUCUGAAUCUCAUGCCUUGAAAUCCAUUACUUCUUACAGGGGCAUCAUCAUAUGUCAAGCUUUAGAGUUAGCAGAGAUUUCUUUCCUUAAUUAUGGUGUUAGCCAUCCUGGACCAGAUCGGGGACUGAGGGGGUCCUGUGUUGUAGCUGAAGAUACGGUGCCCACACGCUGAAUCCAUUUAGUUAGCCAUGCCACUGUCCAUUGCUGCUGAACUCUGAUUUUCUGAGAGCUGGCAGAGGAAGACAUUCAAUGUGCAGCUUUAUGCCUGUAAAUGUUGAAACGGUGCAAAUCUGGCUCCAGCCUCGAAAGCAGAUGUCGGGUGAGUUGACCCGUUAACAUUCUAUAACCAGCCCUGCAGGAACAGGCCUACAUGGUUUGUGAACAAUGGUAGAGGAAUUUGCAAAUAUGUAUUUACAAUCUGACAGCAGCGUAAUUGCUGGGUAAAUUGACCUCUGGUAGUGCAGAACUUUCCGAACUGUUUGCUUAUGCAAACACCGCAGACCUGCCUCGUUUCUAAGAGGAGAUGACCCAACCUAAGUCCUAACUCUGAGCGACUUGCAUGGCCACCCAGCUGGCUCAGUCAGGAAAGAAUCUGCCUGCAAGGCAGGAGACACGCGGGUUCAAUCCCUGGGUCAAGAAGAUCCCCUGGAGGAGGAAAUGGCGACCCACUCCAGUAGUCUCGCCGGGAUAAUCCCACGGACAGAGGAGCCUGGCAGGCUACAGUCCACAGGGUCAAAAAGACCUGGACGUGACUGAGCGACUCAACGACCGCCAACACCACAGUGAUGGAGGUACUGCCCACCCCCUUUUUAGUGGUUUGUUUAAUGACAUUUAUGUUCAGGCUUCUAGUUAAAUAUCCUGUUACAACGGCCAGACAUUUAGGAAGUUUGACUCAAAGAAACUAUUGGCAGAGCACUGAUCUCACAAACUCUGCAGAACCACUGAACAAAUCAACCUCAAGGAGCGAUAUGGAUGGAACUAGAGUCUGUCGUACAGAGUGAAGCAUGUCAGAAAAACAAAUACUGUAUAUUAACGCCUAUAUGUGGAAUCUAGAAAAAUGGUACAGGUGAAUCUAUUUCCAGGCCAGAAUUAGAGACACAGACUUAGAGAAUGGACGUGGGUGGUAGACGGGGAGGGUGGGAUGAAUUGGGAGGGUGGGACUGGGAGGAUUCACGUAUAUACACUACCAUAUGUAAAACUGAAGCUCCAAUACUUGGGCCACCUCAUGCGAAGAACUGACUCAUUGGAAAGGACCCUGAAGCUGGGAAAGAUUGAAGGCAGGAGGAGAAGGGGACGACAGAGCAUGAGAUGGUUGGAUGGCAUCACCAACUCAAUGGACAUGAGUUUGAGUAUGCCCUGGGAGCUGGUGAUGGACAGGGAGGCCUGGUGUGCUACAGUCCAUGGGGUUGCAGAGUCGGACACAACUGAGCGACCGAACAGAGCUGAGCUGAUGUGUGAAGCUAGCGGGACGCCGCUGUACAGCUUAGGAGUUCAGUUUGGUGCUCUGUGAUGACCUAGAGGGGUGUGAUGGGGCAGUGGUGGGGGGAAAGUCCAAUGGUGAGGGGAUAUAUAUGUCCAUAGAGCUGAUUCACUUCGUGUACGGCAGAAAUAACACAACAUUGUAAAGCAAUUAUCCCCCAAUUAAAAAAUCAUCCAGGGGAGAAACCUCUACCUCAAAAGCAAGAGGAGGUGAAUCUUGACUUUUGCAUCCUGUCAUUCUUAUGGUGAUAACCAUCUUCUUGAGUUUAUUGAUACAGACAGAGCAAAGUGCUUCAGCCCCUAAUUCUUUAGAGGAGACUCUGCUUGGCCUCAUUCGGGUCACCUGGCAGGUUUCCAGGAACCUGUGGACAUGUUCAAGGGCAAGGCUCAGAGUUGGGGCCACAGUUGCACGUGUCUCCCAAAGUCCCCUGAGUCAGGUGGGUCUGGGUGGGAGCAUUCCUGAAGAAAGUGGGCUUGACGGACAUCCCCAAACACUUACUGUCUCCAGUCCCUAAAAUCUGUGCAUUCUGCCAUCCAGGCAUCUCAACUCUUUUCUUUGCAUCCCUGUGGCCUUGAUGGUGGUUAAGGUGGUUAAGUCUGAGCGGGGAGUCAGGAUGUCUUGAUUUGAAUCCCAGCUAAGGCAUCCAUCCAUGCAGUGACCUUUAGCAAGUUACUCAUCCUCUAAGGUCUUAGUUUCCUCCUCUCUAAUGUGGGAGAGAGAAAUUCUUUACUUUAGGGCUGUUGAUGGGAUUAAAAGAGUUAGUACAUGUG